AUGGUAUCAAAUAGUGUUACAUUUUGUGUGUCUCAGGAUUUAGAUGUUCCGUUUCGUUUAAAGAUUGUUUCAUUAGAAGGCCAAAAACCUUUAUUAAAAGCCUCUCAAAGAAUUCUUAAUCCUGAUUUAACAUUAAAAUCCUCCAACGUUUAUCCCAAUAGUGACUUAUUAGUCUCAGUUCAAAUUUUUAACAAAUUAAGUAAUAGGAAUUUAACAUUACCAGUAUAUUCCCCGUUUAAAUCAUUUAGAAAUAAUACUAGAAAAUGGAACCAAUGGAUUAAAUUACCAUUAAAAAUUAAACAGUUGGAUAAUAAUAGCAUGCUAAGAAUUGUAUUAUGGGAAUUUGAUGGCAAUAAGAAAGUUAUCUUCAGUCAAUUGGAAACCGAAAUUUUUAAUUCUGUCGACUAUUCUUUGAAAAGAGGGUUCGAAUCUAUCAAAUUUCAAUAUAAUGAUAACCCAAUUAAUUUAUUAGAAAAAUCAGUUGUCCACCAAUUAGACGACGUUCAAUUAGAGUUAUUAAACAAAUACUAUCAGAAUGAAUUAUUGAAGAUUGACUGGCUUGAUAAAAUCUCUUUGAAAAAAAUUGAAAAACAAAGAGAAAAAAGGAAUUGGCCAAUUAAUACAUUCGUAUUAAAUAUCGAAUUUCCAAUUUUUGAAAUACCAGUGGUAUAUACUGAUAGUUUAAAUUUAAAUGUACAGGAUAAAAUUCCUACUUUACAGAAUUAUGAGUUAUUAAAUGAUGGGAUGGAAAAGACAAAAGCUCAAAAUAAACUUGAUACUGAACUAAAAAAUACAACGUUUACGAAUAAAAACAUUUCUAACAUUUCAAAUGAUUCUGAAAAUCCUGACAGGAAGACAAGGCUAAAUUCUACCCAAAAGUUUUACGAUCCUGACCAAUUUAACGUAGAUCCAAUUGAAGAAAAAUAUAGAAGACUAGAAAGAGCUUCUAAAAGAAGUAAUCUAGACAAAGAAGUUAAACCUGAUACUAAGAAGAGGAAUUAUUUAAAUAGGAUUAUCAACUAUCCACCUGGAACAAGAUUGACUGCACAUGAAAAAGGUUCUAUCUGGAAAUACCGUUAUUACUUAAUAAACAAUAAGAAAGCUUUAACCAAAUUGUUACAAAGUACCAAUUUAACUGAAGAACCUGAAAGAAUUGAAGUAUUAGAACUAAUGGAUAUAUGGGCAGAAAUUGAUAUAGGAGAUGCAAUUGAAUUGCUAGGUUCCGUAUAUAGAAAUAUAACCGUCAGGGCUUAUGCAGUUAACAGAUUAAAAAAGGCAUCUGAUAAAGAACUAGAACUAUACUUACUUCAAUUAGUACAAGCAGUUUGCUUUGAAGGCGCUUCUACAUUUUCGGACAGAUCAAAUAGCGAGUUUAUGAUGGUCAACUCUAAUAUUGGAGCUAUGGCUGAUGAUGAUGAUGAUGAUGAAUUGAUACAGGAGAAUAUAAGUCGAACAGUAACAGAACAUAACAGAGCUAUAAUUAUAUCACCUUUGGCAGAAUUUCUCAUACGACGUGCUAUUAAGAACUUUCGGCUAGGAAACUUCUUUUAUUGGUACCUUCGAUCAGAAGCUGUCGAUAAUCCGUUUUUAAAUAAAAUUAUAGAUUCUUAUUGUAGCAGACUACCUAGGGAUCGUUUGCAAGUUCUGAAGAGACAAGUAACGUUUGAUAAUGUUCUUAGAGAUAUUUGUGAAGAAGUUAAAAGACUGAAAGAUACUACAAUAAAGAAGCGGGAGCUAUUGAGGCACCUAUUAACCAGUAGAUUAAAAAAUGAUACGAUGUCACACGAAAUUAUCCUUCCAUUGAACCCUGAUAUUCAUAUUAUCGAUGUAGAUAUUGAGAAUUGUUCGGUAUUCAAAAGUUCUUUAUCACCAUUAAAGAUAUCAUUUAAAACAACUAAUGAUACUUCUUAUACGUUAAUGUACAAAGUUGGGGAUGAUUUAAGACAAGAUCAACUAAUUGUUCAAAUUAUUACACUAAUGAACGAACUAUUGAAAAAUGAAAAUGUAGAUUUAAAGUUAUUACCAUAUAGUAUAUUAGCAACAGGUCCAAAGGAGGGAGCAAUCCAAUUCAUACCAAAUGAUACAAUGACAGUGAUAUUAAGCAAAUAUCACGGCAUUUUACCCUACUUCCGUGAAUUUCAUCCAGAUUUAAACGAAGAACUAGGUGUUGAAGAUUGGAUUAUGGAUAACUUUGUUAAAUCUUGUGCAGGUUAUUGUGUUAUCACUUAUAUAUUGGGUGUUGGUGAUAGACAUCUAGAUAAUCUAUUAAUAACAAGAGAUGGUCAUUUUUUCCAUGCAGAUUUUGGAUAUAUUUUAGGACAAGAUCCUAAGCCAUUUCCACCAUUAAUGAAAUUACCUCCUCAAAUUAUUGACGCAUUUGGUGGUGCUGAAUCUAGUAAUUAUAAUAAAUUUCGUAGUUAUUGCUUUGUUGCAUAUUCUAUAUUAAGACGAAACGCAGGCUUGAUAUUAAAUUUGUUUGAAUUAAUGAAAACCUCUAACAUACCUGAUAUCCGUAUUGACCCUGAUGGAUCUGUAAGUAAGGUGAAAGAAAGAUUUAACUUAGACAUGUCUGAAGAAGAAGCAACCAUACACUUCCAACAGUUAAUUAAUGACAGUGUUAAUGCUUUAAUGCCAAUUGUUAUUGAUCAUCUACAUAACUUAGCCCAAUACUGGCGUGCAUAA
Messenger RNA from Henningerozyma blattae CBS 6284, 2682 nucleotides. It is a transcript of the gene VPS34, whose product is annotated as phosphatidylinositol 3-kinase VPS34. The record is from RefSeq and is a predicted model, not a curated record. The transcript has a single exon. Gene Ontology annotation, molecular function: 1-phosphatidylinositol-3-kinase activity. The coding region runs from base 1 to 2682 and encodes 893 amino acids. Lineage: Eukaryota; Fungi; Ascomycota; Saccharomycetes; Saccharomycetales; Saccharomycetaceae. Gene Ontology annotation, biological process: phosphatidylinositol-3-phosphate biosynthetic process; autophagy of peroxisome; endocytosis. Gene Ontology annotation, cellular component: phagophore assembly site; endosome; phosphatidylinositol 3-kinase complex, class III, type I.